AUGCCUUGUAAAUGUACCGGAAUCAAGGGGGCGAAUGACAAAUGUAGUUUGAAUGCGUCUUUGGACAUACAAAACCGCGGGCCGAAUCGAAUUGUAGAACUGAACGAACCGAAAUGCAAACAGAAAGUAAUCGUUCAUCGCUGUAACAUUUUCACGCGAACAGCAGAAAAUAUUUAUGAUAAAUGCGCUUCGUAUAAUUUAAGAUACUGCCCCUUUGGCCGUUUUGUCAAGUCCAACAAUCAUUUGGUCAACGUUUCCAAAGACGUGUUGAUCUUAUUGUGUUUCCUCAUUGCAAAUUUCAUUGUUUUGAUGAUAAUUAUCUUUAAUAUCAGCUGCGAUGUCUAUUUUGGUAUUAAGCAGGCUGCUACUCGGAGAAGUGCAGUCUUAACAUAUCGGAAGUUCAUCCACUAG
Bombyx mandarina (wild silkworm) is the source of this 411-nucleotide messenger RNA. RefSeq lists its product as uncharacterized. The record is from RefSeq and is a predicted model, not a curated record. Lineage: Eukaryota; Metazoa; Arthropoda; Insecta; Lepidoptera; Bombycidae.